This is a messenger RNA of Plasmodium gaboni, 468 nucleotides long. RefSeq names its product exported protein (PHISTa-like). The transcript has a single exon. The record is from RefSeq and is a predicted model, not a curated record. Lineage: Eukaryota; Apicomplexa; Aconoidasida; Haemosporida; Plasmodiidae. The coding region runs from base 1 to 468 and encodes 155 amino acids.
AUGUUAAAAAAUAACAAAGACGAAAAAAAAAAUAAUAUUUCUCUUAGUUCACAAUGUAAUAAUAUAAAUUAUAAUGAUAUAUCAAAAAAACUAACGCUUGAAGAUUUACAUAAUGUAUUAGAUAAUUUAAAAGAACGUCCAUCUGAUGAAGAUCUUCAUAACAUAUGGAAAUUAUAUAAUUUAAAAGAACGUCCAUCUGAUGAAGAUCUUCAUAACAUAUGGAAUCAUGCUUUGGGUAUAUCUAAAGAAGGAUUUCAUGAUAUGAUAAAAGAAUUAGCGAUUUAUAUAGAAGAUUAUUUACUUACAUAUGAAUAUCAACGCUAUCAUCAUUUUCCAGGUAGGAAACCUAUAAGUGUAGAAACUAAAUACCGUACAUGGAUAAAAUCCAUGUAUGAUAUUGGAGUUGCACUAUCAUAUACAGAUUUUGAAAAUACAUUUAAGUUUUUUAGUUUAAUUAAAGAUGGAUAA